This is a messenger RNA of Salvelinus namaycush (lake trout), 960 nucleotides long. RefSeq names its product interleukin-12 subunit beta-like. The record is from RefSeq and is a predicted model, not a curated record. The coding region runs from base 1 to 960 and encodes 319 amino acids. Lineage: Eukaryota; Metazoa; Chordata; Actinopteri; Salmoniformes; Salmonidae. The transcript is spliced from 7 exons. Gene Ontology annotation, molecular function: protein binding.
AUGAACAUGUUACUGCUCAACGUCCUGUAUCUCAUCCUACAUAUGGCAUCGAGCAGCCGACAUGAGACCGUUGUGACUCUCGUGCCAAAUGUACUUGUCGUCAAGGUGGAUCAAAAGGUCUUCACUGAGACGCAGGUCCCUCUGCGAUGCGGGGACUACCAGGACACAGAGGUGAUCUGGAGGAAUGGCGAGGAGCGUCUCGAAAACAAAGGGAACCAGAUAAAUGUGGAAGUGGUGGAGAUGAUGGGAGGGAACUACAGCUGCCACAACGCUGCUGGAGACUACCUCAACCACACUCUGGUGCUGGUGCAGGACAUACCAUCACCCAACAGAACGAGACGCGUCCUGGAGAAAUCACAUGACACAGACAAAGAUGAGUACAUCAGAUGUUUGUCGAAAAAUUACAGUGGAAUAUUUCAUUGCUCUUGGAAGAAGACCGAAUAUCGGAUGUCAGCAGCUGUUGUUUUUGUCCAAGUAGAUCGCACCAUCUCCUGCUCCGUAGACAGUGAUGGUGAAGGCCUGACCUGUCAGGACCGGGAUAGCUGCCCCUUUGCUGAGGAGUUGUCCCGCAUCAAACUCACUGUAUACUUCAGGACUAACUACCUCCUAGAGGACUACACCAUCACGCCCUUCUACAUCCGAGAAAUAGUGAAACCAGACAAGAUCGACAUCACCAAGGUGGAGGGGAACACAUUUCAGUGGAGGUACCCGGCGACAUGGAGCCGCCCAUGCCCUUACUUCCCCCUCACAUUCCGAGUCAAAGUGGUCCAACACGAGGCAAGCUGUGACUCUAAGGAAAAGGUGUUGAUAAGUGAAACCAACAUAAAUGCAACAGAAUUCACUGUUCGUUCCAGCUACAAAAAAUAUUGUUUCUGCCUCGGGGCAAAGGAUGACCUGGUUGACUCCCAAUGGAGCCAGUGGACACGUCAUGAGGUGAAGAAUAAACCUAAGAAACAUUGA